This is a messenger RNA of Penicillium oxalicum, 960 nucleotides long. Its product is annotated as Short chain dehydrogenase atnD. The transcript has a single exon. The record is from RefSeq and is a predicted model, not a curated record. NCBI's taxonomy places the organism in Eukaryota, Fungi, Ascomycota, Eurotiomycetes, Eurotiales, Aspergillaceae. Bases 1 to 960 code for a protein of 319 amino acids.
AUGGCUUUUUUGUACUCUCAGCUUUUUGUCCGACCGCCCUAUCCCACUCAGUCCUUUGACGGCCAGACGGUGCUGGUGACAGGUUCCAACGUGGGUCUUGGCUUCGAAGCUGCUCGUCAUAUCGUCCGGCUGGGCGCGGCCCGAGUGAUUCUUGGAGUCCGCAAUGUCACCGCCGGAAACGAGGCCAAAGAGCAGAUUGAGUCCUCGACGGGCCGAACGGGAGUCUGUGAGGUCUGGGAGGUUGACUUGGCAUCGCAUCGCUCAACAAUCGCCUUUGGCGAUCGGAUCAAUCAACUUCCACGCCUCGACGCCGCGAUUCUCAAUGCCGCCGUGGCGACGGAGACCUUCGACCUCGCCGAGGGCUAUGAGCGAACCGUCACCGUCAACGUGAUCAACACACUGCUAAUGGGUCUCCUGAUCCUCCCGCGACUGAAAGCCACCGGCAAGGAAUUCCCCACGACGCAGCCCCGUCUGUCCUUUGUCGUGAGCGAGGUCCAUGCCUGGGUCAACUUCACCGAGUGGAAAGACAGCGACACCCCCAUGAAGGUGGUAUCCGACCCGACUCUGGCGAAGAUGAAGGAGCGUUACAUGCUGUCCAAGUUGCUCGAAGUGUUGCUGGUGCAAGAGGUCGCCAGCCGCACACGGGCCUCAGAGGUGGUCAUCACCAUGGUGAACCCGGGUCUGUGUCAUUCGGCACUCAGCCGCGAAGGUAACUGGCAAUUGACCUUGCUCAAGGCGGCCCUGGCCCGAACCACCGAGGUCGGCUCACGGACAUUGGUAGCCGGCCUCUCUACCAGCGUCGAGGGCCAUGGAUCCUACAUGUCCGACUCGGAGGUGCGCAAUACCGCGCUGUCGCCGUUUGUGCGCAGCGAUGAGGGCCGCGCGGCUCGAAAUAAGUUGUGGAAGGAGUUGUCCGACGUUAUAGAGCAGGUGCGCCCGGGGAUCCUGCAGAAUCUGUGA